AUGAGAUUUUGGAUAAUUCUUAAAAAAUAGAGACGUAAUUUUAGAUUUAAGCAGAUAUUAUUACUUAAUGGCAUUAUUUAUUUUUAGAAUUCAAAGUUAAUCAACUCAAUAUUAAAAUAACUUUUUAUGAUUAUUAUUAAAAUGAUGUCAAAUCUUAUGAAGCAUAAGUUAAAGUCAUUAGUUUCAUAAUUGUUAAUAUAAAUUAAUUUAUGGUAAUAUUUUGUAAAAUUCAUUAAAUUACUUGAAAAUGGCAAUACGAAAUUUUCAAUUUGUUAAUUGCAAGGAUGA
Paramecium octaurelia is the source of this 288-nucleotide messenger RNA. Lineage: Eukaryota; Ciliophora; Oligohymenophorea; Peniculida; Parameciidae. The record is from the annotation of a GenBank genome assembly.